AUGGGAAGUGGCGCGGGAGAGGGUAUUUCAGUCAAUUCAAUCCACUAUUUGAUUGGUUUCACUUCCACCACUCCCUCCCUCUACGACUACACACCUCUCGAGUUCACUCUCCAUCCACCUCUCUUUCCCAAAACCGACGUCGUAAUAGAACAAAGACAACAAGCAAAGAAUCCCCAAAUUCUAGGAUUUCCUAGAGGGAGAGAGAAAGAUCCAUAUCUGAUGGAUGCAUCGGUGGCGUCGAGUGCUCGUGGGAACAUCGACGAGCAAAUCUCUCAGCUCAUGGAUUGCAAACCCUUAUCCGAACAAGAUGUGAGGUUGGUAUGUGAAAAGGCCAAGGAGAUCCUAAUGGAAGAGAGCAAUGUGCAGCCCGUGAAAAGCCCUGUCACCAUAUGUGGUGAUAUUCAUGGGCAAUUUCAUGAUCUUGCAGAGCUUUUUCGGAUUGGUGGAAAGUGUCCAGACACAAAUUAUUUGUUCAUGGGAGACUAUGUUGAUCGUGGAUACUAUUCAGUCGAAACAGUAACGCUCUUGGUGGCUCUCAAAGUGCGAUAUCCUCAAAGAAUUACGAUUCUACGGGGAAAUCAUGAAAGUCGACAGAUUACUCAAGUUUAUGGGUUUUAUGAUGAAUGCCUGAGAAAGUAUGGUAAUGCCAAUGUGUGGAAGAUCUUCACUGACUUAUUUGAUUAUUUCCCUCUUACUGCAUUGGUUGAAUCAGAAAUUUUUUGUCUGCAUGGUGGAUUGUCGCCAUCUAUUGAAACUCUUGAUAAUAUACGCAAUUUUGACCGUGUGCAAGAAGUUCCUCAUGAGGGACCCAUGUGCGAUCUUUUAUGGUCUGACCCUGAUGAUCGAUGUGGUUGGGGUAUCUCGCCCAGGGGUGCUGGAUAUACAUUCGGCCAAGACAUAUCUGAGCAGUUUAACCAUACAAACAAUUUGAAGCUUAUUGCUAGAGCACACCAGCUGGUUAUGGAGGGAUUCAACUGGGGUCAUGACCAAAAGGUUGUUACCAUAUUUAGUGCACCUAAUUAUUGUUACCGGUGUGGGAACAUGGCAUCUAUCUUAGAAGUUGAUGACUGCCAAGGGCACACAUUUAUUCAGUUUGAUCCGGCUCCUAGGAGGGGUGAGCCAGAUGCCAUCGACCUCGUUAUUAAUUCUGCUGCAAAAUCAAAUUAUAUGUCAGCAGGUCAGAUUUCAGUGCCUAUUGUUUUCAGGGGUCCAAAUGGUGCUGCUGCUGGUGUUGGUGUUGGGGCUCAACAUUCCCAGUGCUAUGCAGCAUGGUAUGCUUCAUGCCCAGGAUUAAAGGCUGCUGAUAUUCUUGCGAAGGAAGGAAUUAGUGCUGAGGUGAUAAAUCUUCGCUCGAUUUGCCCCCUUGAUAGGUCAACUAUAAAUGCUUCUAUCUGCGCAUCUGUUCUUGAACAUAGCUUUGAGUACCUUGAUUCCCCUGUUGAGAGGAUUGCCGGGGCAGAUGUUCCCAUGCCCUAUGCUGCAAAUCUUGAGAGAAUAUCCGUCCCACAUGUUGAGGACAUUGUUCGAGCAGCAAAGAUGUCUUGUUACAGAUCAAGUUCAUUGGCCGCAACUGCUUAA
Messenger RNA from Fraxinus pennsylvanica, 1578 nucleotides. Lineage: Eukaryota; Viridiplantae; Streptophyta; Magnoliopsida; Lamiales; Oleaceae. The record is from the annotation of a GenBank genome assembly.